Molecule: messenger RNA, 394 nt
Organism: Cariama cristata (Red-legged seriema)
Lineage: Eukaryota; Metazoa; Chordata; Aves; Cariamiformes; Cariamidae
Gene: ST8SIA4
Product: ST8 alpha-N-acetyl-neuraminide alpha-2,8-sialyltransferase 4
Exons: 2
Biological process (GO): N-glycan processing; oligosaccharide metabolic process
Molecular function (GO): alpha-N-acetylneuraminate alpha-2,8-sialyltransferase activity
Source: RefSeq, a predicted model, not a curated record
AGAUGGUGAACUGAGUUUGAGUAGAUCUGUGAUCAAUAGUUCUGAUAAGACAAUUCGAAAGGGUGGCUCCUCAAUCUUCCAGCAUGCUGUAGAAGGUUGGAAAAUCAAUUCUUCUUUGGUACUGGAAAUAAGAAAGAACAUUCUUCGAUUCUUGGAUGCUGAAAGAGAUGUCUCAGUGGUCAAAAGCAGCUUUAAGCCUGGAGAUGUAAUCCAUUAUGUACUAGACAGACGUCGCACCCUAAACAUUUCUCAGGAUUUGCACAGCCUUCUCCCUGAAGUCUCCCCAAUGAAGAAUCGCCGAUUUAAAACUUGUGCAGUUGUUGGGAAUUCUGGCAUCCUUCUGGACAGUGGAUGUGGAAAAGAGAUUGAUAGCCAUGACUUUGUAAUAAGGUGA